Molecule: messenger RNA, 1009 nt
Organism: Tetranychus urticae (two-spotted spider mite)
Lineage: Eukaryota; Metazoa; Arthropoda; Arachnida; Trombidiformes; Tetranychidae
Gene: P32
Product: complement C1q binding protein P32
Biological process (GO): cytosolic ribosome assembly
Cellular component (GO): mitochondrial matrix
Source: RefSeq, a predicted model, not a curated record
AGGAAAAUUUUACCUAAAGCACGUUUUUCGUUUAUUCACCUAAACGGUUGAAACUAAAUCGUGUUUAAGCAAAUUUACUUAAUUUUUUAGUUUUUUUCACAGCUUUCAAAAUGCUGUUUAAAUUAACUAGACUGAGCUCUAUUUUCCUCAAAUCUUGUCCUAAAAACUACAAUCUCACAACCAAAGUUUUACUCACCCAAUGUAAAUCACUUUCAUCCACGUUUUCUUCACCAAAUAAUUUAACUUCCACACUUAAUUUUAAUAGAUUUUACUCUUCCACUGGAGGUAUUGCCAAAGAAAUGGAAGCUUUUCUCACUGAGGAAAUCAAAGCUGAAAAGGCCAAUAGUAAACCAGUUUCUAGCGUUCCUGGUUUUGAGGUGAAGGCUGAUGGAGCCAUGGUUGAGCUAACUAGAAAAUUUAAAGAUGAAAGUAUUCGUAUCAGAUUGAAUGUCAAUGGGUCGACUACGGAUGAUGAAAUGCCUGAGGCUCCUGAUGCUGAAAGCAUGGCUGGUGGACCUAUACUCUCUAAACCAACCUUUUCUAUUGAGAUUAUUAAGCCAUCAGGAAAAACUCUUUGUUUGUCCUGUAACUUUGCCAAUGACAUGCCUUUCGAAGGGGAAGAUCAGAGCGUCCAAGGUCAGGAACAACCUUCUGAAGACAUUUUUGAAAUUGACGGUAUCACUGUUCUGGAUAAACCUGAAAACGAAAUUGAUGAGACAGUCUAUAUGGGAGACGCCUCUCUUAUCGAUGGACAAUUGUAUGAUAUUCUUAUGGAUUAUUUAGACGAGCGAGGUAUUGGUAAAGAGUUUGCCUCUCAUCUCAUUGAUUAUUGUACUGCUUAUGAACAUGAGAGGUACAUCAAACUAUUAGAAGAUCUGAAAAAUUUUGUCAAAUAAUCGCUUUUUCGCUAAACUUUCCCAUUCUAGUGUUUUAUACAAAAGUAAAUAGUUAUUAGAUGUUUAACUAAUCUGUGUUCAUUUAUAUAUAAAUUAAAAUAGUCAAUUUACAA